Molecule: messenger RNA, 765 nt
Organism: Chrysemys picta bellii (western painted turtle)
Lineage: Eukaryota; Metazoa; Chordata; Testudines; Emydidae
Gene: SNORC
Product: secondary ossification center associated regulator of chondrocyte maturation
Biological process (GO): cartilage development
Cellular component (GO): cell periphery
Source: RefSeq, a predicted model, not a curated record
UCAUUGCCAGUGUGACAUGGGAUGGACACCCCAAAGGUAAGCAUUUCAAACAUAGUCCCGAAUCCUGUGGGGCACUCAGCCAACAACCACUAGAGUGCACUCACCAAAUUGGGAGCGGUAACUGAUUUCCAACGGUCCAGCUGUGCAUGCACUGGGGGAGGAAUUUUUAGGCACAAAGUUUAGAGGGUGGAGCUGUUCCUGACUUCAGGAGGGAGGUCUGCAGAGUGUUUGCACUCUGUGUGUGUCUGCGUUCCCAUAGGAAGGGAUUUGUGAUCUGACUGGACAAAGUUUCAUUAUACUAGUGAAGUUCCCAAGCCUUUUCUACUUUGAAGAGUUUAAGAAUUCCUUCUGACACACUCUUCCUGGAGGAAGAAAUGCCCCAUCACAGCGUUCUUCGCCUGGUCCUGCUGAUGCUCUCUGGAGUUGUGGUCCCUGCUGUUCUAACAGCAGAGUAUCCCCAAGGACCUGCCCCCACGCUGUGGAACGAGCCGCCGGAGCUGCCGUCAGGAGGGGGCCCCUUUGAUGCUGCCACCACCAUGGGUCGCUUCUCGGACUCUACAGCCUUCCCCCCGUACACCUCGGAGUAUGAGCCUGAGGACACCACCCACCUGCACCGUCUGGAUGAUAACGGGUCUCUGGGUCCUGGAGCCAUCAGUGCCAUCGUAAUCGCUGCUCUCCUAGGCACGUCUGUGAUUGUGGCCCUGAUCGUCAUCACCCUGCGAAAAUUCUCUGCCUCCUGAACUGAAUAAAAGCUUUUUCCUAAUA